Pseudogymnoascus verrucosus is the source of this 1120-nucleotide messenger RNA. RefSeq lists its product as uncharacterized. The transcript has 2 exons. Bases 125 to 1030 code for a protein of 301 amino acids. Gene Ontology annotation, cellular component: ribosome. Gene Ontology annotation, molecular function: structural constituent of ribosome. Gene Ontology annotation, biological process: translation. Lineage: Eukaryota; Fungi; Ascomycota; Leotiomycetes; Thelebolales; Thelebolaceae. The record is from RefSeq and is a predicted model, not a curated record.
AGCGUUUUGUAAAAACCACUAAUCCAAACGCAGACUAGUCCAUAUUAACCAUUGGCGACGCCCGAGAAAAUAGCUGUGUAGAUGAGGCCGGGAUUCAGGUCAGGAGGAAGUAAAGCAACCAGCCAUGCCGCCUCAAAUACCGUUGCUGGCGCGCUUUGGCGCUCUGUCAUUAUGCGCACGACCUGCUGUAAAGCCUACAGUCGCCAGCCCAGUAUCAAAGAUAUCUGUCGCCAAUGCGUCCACGACAACGCGACGACACCGUGACCCAUAUGCUUUGGCUCAAGCACGCCAAAGGAAGGCAGCCAAUGUCAAGAGGCGGGAUGAGUUGAAUGCGGAGCGUGACGCCGCCCUCGGGGACCCAGUUCGUGGCAUCUCAACGCCCUUUGUCGAGUCCUUCAAGACCGUUACCCCGAUUCAAGGGCUGGACAAGGACACUACACGCCACCUAAACCACUUCAUCAAACCCUCCGAAGUUGAGACAGCACUGCAGCACUCAUUCAUCCUGACGCAACCCGUUAUCUCCGAAAACCGAGACAUUAUCGACCCAGAACUGGAAGCCCAGCAGAUCCGCAAACAUGCCGAAGAUCACGAGCGAGCCACCACUGCAGUCCAGCGCAUUCUGGCUCUGGAGAAUGGAAACCAGAAGGACAGGACGAGAGCCAACAUCCGACGUUGCAUUGAUACCUUUGGCCGCCACAACACCGAUGGUGUCCUGAGACCUCGUGCGGCUGGAGUUCUUGAGGCACAGUCGAAGAUAGAGAAAACACCCCGUGCUGGCCCAGAUACUGGUAGCUCCGAAGUUCAAAUAGCCAUCUUGACGGCCAAGAUCCAGGUCCUUGCAGACCACAUGUUGUUGAAGGGGCGCCAAAAGGAUAAGGUCAACAAGAGGAACCUGAGACUACUGGUGCAUAGGAGGCAGAAGUUGUUACAGUACCUCAGGAGAAAGGAGCGUGGAGGCGAUCGUUGGCAGAACCUAAUCUCGACGUUGGGUCUGACUGAGGGAACAUGGAAGAACGAGAUCAGUUUGUAAAAUAGCAGCAUAUGUCGUUGAGGCGCAAUGUACAAUAAGGAUCGAGUAGGUAGACUCGAUUGUGAAUUAUGUAAAACUACCAGUGUCCCA